Oncorhynchus mykiss (rainbow trout) is the source of this 2572-nucleotide messenger RNA. NCBI's taxonomy places the organism in Eukaryota, Metazoa, Chordata, Actinopteri, Salmoniformes, Salmonidae. The record is from RefSeq and is a predicted model, not a curated record.
CAGAAAUGUGCAGAGUUGUGCCUUGCCUCCAGCCACUGGCAGCCAGUACUCUUCGGUGCUGGAGGGACGCAGCUCCACACUGUCGCACCAAAUUAAAGGUCCCUCCCUUUAAUUUAACUGUGACGUUAUUGGGCCGUUAUUAAAGGAUACAUUAGCUUACGCGUGGCGUACAUGUCAAGGAAGGAGAGGGAUAGGGAGAAGAAUACGAGGAAAUAAUCACGCUACUUGAAGAGCUUUUAUUUAAGAGACUCUGCAACUAAAAGAUCUCCAGGAGUGGAGUCGACGUGGAUACAGAAUACAGAAUACAGAAUAACCUCAAGGCUGACAGCUGUCGCUGCACCAACAGAUGGAGAUGGUCUGGAUAGUUCUGUGUCUUCAGCUCCUGCUCUGCCAGACAUGGACCCUGUCUUCACACCACCACUUAGACCAUAUGCUCAAUGCUCAAACAGCCCUCAGGUCCUUGGAUGAGCCAAUGAUGUUUGACCCCUGCUGUCUCCUGGCUCCUCCCCCACCCCCACUCUUCCCUCCACCCUCCCUGCUCUGGAAGCGAGGGACUACGGUUGACUACCCAGUGAAAGAGGGAGGAGGAGGAGGAGGAGGAGGAGGAGUAGAGGAGGAGGAAGAGCAGAGGUAUAAACAUCUGCCUGUGAUCCAUGGAUGUAAACCAGGACCCCAGGGACCCAAGGGACCCCCAGGACCAGAGGGUCCCAGUGGAAUGCCAGGAAUUAGUGGACCAAAGGGAGACAAGGGAGAGAUCGGACGACCAGGGUCAAAGGGGCGUACUGGUCCUCCUGGGUUACCAGGGAGACAGGGACCAGCCGGAUGGCCCGGUCCAGAGGGACCCAAGGGAGAGAAAGGAGAGCUGGGGCUGAUGGGUCUGCCGGGGCUAAGAGGACCACCUGGAACCAAGGGUCUUCCUGGUUAUAAAGGAGAGAAGGGGUCUCGUGGUAAUUCAGGCGUUUUAGGACCAAAGGGCAACAAGGGCUCCGUAGGUCUCUCUGGGAUGUUGGGACAGAAGGGUGCGAUGGGAUCGAAGGGAGACCCAGGAAUUUCAGGAAAGAGAGGACCAACUGGCCGACCUGGGAAGAGAGGACAACAUGGUAUGAAGGGUCAGGGUGGAACCCCAGGUCCAAUGGGUCCUACAGGUCCUGCUGGUCCCUCUGGUCAUCCUGGACCCCCUGGACUACCUGCCUCAGGCCUGUACCUGGUAGGGGAGAAGGGAGAUAAGGGUGUAGCGGGAUCUCCAGGUGUCUGUGACUGUAACACCUACGGUGGUAACACCCCUGUGGGAGUCAACACCCCACACUACGGCAGUUACACCCAACGAGGCAACUUCCACAAAGUCCCCGUGAUCUUUGUAGUGGACAGUGAGGAGGAGUUGGAUCGUCUCCACACGGUCAACGCCAUCGCCUUCAGGAAGGACCAGAGGUCUCUCUACUUCAAAGACAAGGAUGGCUGGCAGCCCAUACAGUCCUUCCAGGCUCUCCAGUCGACAGAGAAGGUUCCGGAGCGGGUGGGUGUGUGUGGGGACGGACUGGUGCAGAACGGAGAGGAGUGUGAUGAUGGAAACAACGUCGUCACAGAUGCCUGUCUCAAUUGUAUUUGGGCGUACUGUGGAGAUGGAUAUCGUCAUGAGGGCCUGGAGGAGUGUGAUGGAAAAGACUUCGGUUACCAGACCUGCACAUCAUAUCUCCCUGGGUCUUUUGGCCAUCUCAGAUGUACUGGGUCCUGUUCCAUCGAUUCUACUGGUUGCAAAUACUUCACCUGAGCCAAUGAGAAGAUGGCAGCAUUGCAGUAUUACCAAUUGUGAUUGGUCCACCUUCAGCGAGCCUCUCCUUGUUGUGGUCUACACUUCAGCUCUGUUCUGGAGUAUUCCGUAAAGAAGAUUAGAAAUGUCUGCUGUCCUUUUCAAAGCAGAGGAGGGGGGGGGGGUGGGGGGGGGGAGGACCGUAGCUCCAAUAUGACAGACUGUGUGUACCUAUGAAAAACGAAAACAUUUUUCCUCUAAGCUACUAUUGGGGGACAGCUUUGGCCACGGGAGACCCCUUGUAUUCUGUCUGGACGGGGUGUGGCUCGCAUGACUAUGGCUGUGUGACUGUUCUCGUAGGCUCUACGCUGAUACCUCUGGCUGUAGCACUGUUAAAGGAAUGUUAAAAAAAAACACUGACAGGAAGUUAUACAGGAAGUUAUACAGGAAGUUAUACAGUAUGAUUGUAAUGUGUAUAAGCUAAAAUAUCGCAGUAAAGUUAAGCUUGAUUUUUUUUCAACAUCCAUUUGACAUGCGUCUCGACAACAAAACAAAACAAAACAAACAACAAAAUGUGUUUUAACCAUGUCCAGCACGUAGCUAUAGCAACCUCGGACCGCUUGUAAUGAAUUUAGACGUGAUAGUCAAAUGUGACGGAGCCGUUGACUGUUCAUUCAAUGAUGGUCUCUUUUACCAGUCCUCUGCAGAGUGAGUAAAGAUGCACUCUGUCACUUUAGCUUCCUCACUACGCACUGAAAUAAUUACAGGUGCAAAAGUUGGAAGCAAAUAAAGCUAUUGAGAGCCAAAGCUAUUGUUGGAACCAUU